Molecule: messenger RNA, 1179 nt
Organism: Musa acuminata subsp. malaccensis (wild Malaysian banana)
Lineage: Eukaryota; Viridiplantae; Streptophyta; Magnoliopsida; Zingiberales; Musaceae
Source: RefSeq, a predicted model, not a curated record
UGUCCUUGUAAUUUAUGUUUACUUAUUUUCGUUUACAUCUUGUGUGGAGUCAAUUGUCCAUGUUCAUAACCUAAAUCCAAUUUUAUCACUUCUCACACCGAGAUUGGGUUGCAGGUGAGGCUCCGAGUGACGAGGUCAUCGAUAGCAAAAUCUUACCAUAUUGCAGCAUAGACAAGAAAGACAAGAAGACAUUAGGAGAGCUUGAGCAAGAAUUUCUGCAAGCUUUACAAGCAUUCUAUUAUGAGAAGAAGGCAAUUAUGUCAAAUGAGGAAUUUGAUAAUCUUAAGGAAGAAUUAAUGUGGGAAGGAAGCAGUGUGGUCAUGCUAAGUCCAGAUGAACAGAAGUUCUUGGAAGCUUCAAUGGCCUAUGUGUCUGGAAAUCCCAUACUGACAGAUGCUGAAUUUGAUGAGUUGAAGUUGCGAUUGAAGAAAGAAGGGAGCAGUAUUGUACAAGAAGGCCCACGAUGCAGUCUUCGUAGUAGAAAGGUUUACAGUGACUUGAAUGUUGACUACUUCAAGAUGUUCCUGCUGAAUGUGCCUGCAGCUGUCAUUGCUCUUACACUGUUCUUCUUUCUAGAUGAUUUGACUGGCUUUGAGAUCACUUAUCUUUUGGAGUUGCCAGAGCCCUUCAGUUUCAUCUUCACAUGGUUUGCUGCUUUACCACUAAUAUUUUGGUUAGCACAAGUAAUCACAAAUGCCAUCUUGAAAGAUUUUCUCAUCUUGAAGGGUCCUUGCCCAAAUUGUGGCACCGAAAAUGUUUCUUUCUUUGGGACUAUAUUGUCGGUGCCUAGUGGUGGUUCUACAAACACGGUCAAAUGCUCAAACUGUGGCACAACAUUGGUGUAUGACUCCCGUUCACGAUUGAUUACACUCCCAGAGCCAAGGGAAGCAUAAAGUUUCAAGAAUAAUCUUGCAGAAGAGCAACUUGAUGGUAAGGGUGCAUGUCGAACUCCAAAUUCCCUUAUGUAUAGUAUCGGAGAGAUUUCAUUGAACUAUUGCCGGUCAAGAUAAGUUUCUUCGGCACAAUUGUAUAUAAACCGACACUGUUAAAACUCUAGUUUUCUGCUACAGUUGCUUCAGUAGAUGAAUAAGAUGUAAAUCGACCAAAUUUCCUGAUGAUUAUCUAUGUAAUUCUUUGUUAUAUAAAAGGAUCCAAAGAAGAAAAGCUUUCUGUCAUCAA